AUGGCUUCCCCCACUGCAAAGUUUAACAGCUUCAAUUCCCGCGGAGAACGAUUGCCGGACGAGUUGGCUGUCCAGAUCAUGCAGAAGUAUCGGGAUCGGUCCUACCUUAUCACUCGUCAGGAUCCGGCCACAGGCCAUCGCACCCACGAUGUCCAGUCCGAGCUGGUUGAUACUUUCCGCUGGGUCAGCCAUCGACAGUUUCUCCGGCGCGUGUCGUACGAUGAAGCCGUGAAGUCGGGCAGCCUUACAAACCUCGCCAUCACACCCUCUAACCUGCGAACUUGGUUCGGUCUGGAGCCUACCGCCGACGUGAUCGUGUACCUCACAGAGAGCCCGCAAGCUGCGAUGAAGACCUGGCUUCGGACUCGAGAGCUCAACAAUGCUGCAUGCUGGUCGAUCUUUCCGAUGACACCGACUGAUGAGAACGGUCUUCCAGGUACCAAGCACGAGGUCUUGAAGUUCGUUGAUACAGUGAGCGGUUGGAAGAAGCUCAAGGUGAACGAUGGUGUCAGUGCCAAUCUCUCAAUGGUGGUCUUGUCAGAUCACCUUGAAUUUACCCUCCAUGCGCGGAUCGAUUCAAAGCCGAGUACGAGUCUCAUCGAAGACGACAACACCCCUCCAAGGCCGAGUUGGAGACCCGCCCGCGACCCCACUCGCUCCGUGACGCUGACGUGGCAAUGUGGGCCGCCCCUCGCUUCGCUGAGCACGGACCAGAUCAGCGCCAAGGCUUUGAGCAAUGUACUCAUCGACCCUGCCAAGUUGAGUCGGGGCAGCAUUGUGAUUGUCAAGGUCCGACCAUGCUCGCAGGCCCCUUCGAUGAUUGCCGCGCUCGAGAUGUACGAAACACAAAGGGCAUGUGAGUACGCAACGGCCGGAGUCGAGUACAGGAUCGUCCCGCCAAGGGGCUACAUCGACACCAAGUCGGAGCUCGUACCCGAAGACGGGGCAAAGUCGCAUCCCGGCGAGGAGUCUGAAGUGUGA
Molecule: messenger RNA, 981 nt
Organism: Dioszegia hungarica
Lineage: Eukaryota; Fungi; Basidiomycota; Tremellomycetes; Tremellales; Bulleribasidiaceae
Exons: 3
Coding region: 1-981 (326 amino acids)
Source: RefSeq, a predicted model, not a curated record